Centropristis striata (black sea bass) is the source of this 4346-nucleotide messenger RNA. RefSeq names its product LIM domain 7b (gene lmo7b). The transcript is spliced from 30 exons. The record is from RefSeq and is a predicted model, not a curated record. Bases 78 to 3815 code for a protein of 1245 amino acids. Gene Ontology annotation, molecular function: protein binding. Gene Ontology annotation, biological process: regulation of cell adhesion; regulation of signaling. Lineage: Eukaryota; Metazoa; Chordata; Actinopteri; Perciformes; Serranidae.
UGAACUGAUAAACUGGCCGUCAAUUAGCGGAGAACUUGCACCGGUGAGCACCUGCACACAGCACAAGAAGAUAAACGAUGGAGUGGCGCCAGCAGACCAGUGUCAGCUGUGCAGACGCGUUCAACGAGGCUCAACGCUGGAUUGAGGAAGUGACUGGAAAAUCGUUUGGUUGCAAAGACUUCCGUGCUGCCUUAGAGAAUGGAGUCCUGCUUUGCGAUUUGAUCAACCAGUUGAAGCCUGGCAUCAUUAAGAGAGUAAACAGGCUUUCUACUCCCAUUGCUGGUUUGGAUAAUGUGAAUGUGUUCCUGAAAGCCUGUGGGAAGCUGGGACUGAAUGUGUCUCAGCUGUUCCAUCCAGGAGACCUGCAGGACCUGUCCACCCGUGCAAACCUCAGGGGAGAUGAAAGCAACAGAAGACUCAAAAAUGUUCUGAUCACAAUCUACUGGUUGGGUCGUAAAUCUCACGAUGCUUUCUACAGCGGCCCUCAGCUGAACUUCAAAGCCUUUGAAGGGCUGUUGGGGUUGGCCUUGUCCAAGGCUCUGGAUGAGGGCAGUAACGUGUUUGUAAAAGAGUGCUGUGACCCAGAGAGGGACUGUCGGCACACCGACUCUCAGGACUCCAAAGCCCCCCGCCCAAACAGUGAAGGCUGUGGAAGUGACGCAGAAGCUGAGCAGGUGUUCAAGAUGGAGACCACACAGCAAAACAAAGGAUAUAUUCCACCACCACUUCUGCGGAGAAAACAAGGACGGGAGAGUGAAAGGGGCUGCACGAGUCCACUCGCCAGGAGCAAAUCCCUCACUGACAUCCCGAUGUCAUACCCUGUUCGCAAAGGUCCCGACGCGAACACCAUCUAUGACGUGGACCAGGACCCGGACGUGGCCGGGGAGUGGACUCAGGACAACAAACGGAGGUGUAGCGUCGCUGCCAGGGACAGUGAAGCUCAGUGGCAGGAUGAUUUGACAAAGUGGAAGAGCCGCCGCAGGAGCACCAAGUCUGACCGCAGGAAGUCACAAGACAGAGAGCACGUCAUUAACCAGAUGGCCAACGGAGCUGUGAUGAAGCAGCAAGGACAAGGCGGACCGCUCAAGAGAGACCAGCCGUCACUGCGCAGGUAUGACUCGGCCCCUCGUCCUUACUCCACCUCUCCUCCUGCAAAAUCCUUGAGCUCUGAUCUGCGGCCACGUACUCGCGCUCUGCUGGCCCGCAGCUACGCAACAGAGGCCCACAACUCGGCCCACACUCAGGGACCAUCAGUUGGAGUCAUGCCUGCCUCUGGUGGGAACGUCCUGGGAGAGGAGACCCACUUUGCGUCCCUGGCUUCAGACGGAGCCGGAGUGACCACCCCUUCCCCGGAGUACCCGUUCAGCUCCCAGACUCAAGUCAAAGCUCAGGGUGGCCCGGCAGAGAAAGUUUUCACAAACCAAAUCUCCACUCUGACCACAACUUUACAGCCAAAUGUGACCACAAAGUCCGCCCCCACCAGGAUUCCUACUGAAUCCAUGUCGGGUCACAAGGAGCUUCCAGUCUGCGUCGAUCCAAAAGUUCCCACUUUUCCCUCCGAUGCUGGUAAUCCUGAUGCUCCAGAGGGCUUGUCCCACCAGAACCACAAGUCCCAGGAAGAGAUCCAGAAGACCUCUUGGGAACCAGCUGUGGAGCAGAGCAGAGGCCAGCAGGCUGCAGGCAUCAACAAGUACUUGUCCAGAACCGGGUCGUGGUCCGGCUCAGCCAGUCUUCCUCGUGGUUACCGCAGGUCCGAAGGCUCCUCUCGUCUCUCUUCUGCCAUCACCGCCAGGCCGUUUGGGACCAAGCAGUCCAGGCUGUCCUCACUGCCGAGACUCUGCAGCGUCGACAACAACCAGGGUGUGCUGCUGACAAGUGAGAGAGGGGAAUCUAUUUCUCCAACCACUAAAUCUUUGCUCAAAAGACAGACUGCGACCGCCCAUCUGACGGUCCAGCACCACAACGGUCCAGAACAGGCAGACGAGGUGAAAGGUGGAGCUCUCCCCAGGCAGACCAACGGCUACCACCACCAGCCCGUCACCCACACCCCGCUACUGCCACAGCCUUAUUCUAACCUGCAGACCCACCACAAUAAAAGCUCAACUCUCCCUUCUAAUGCAAGCGUUGACUUCUCUAAGGUGGAUCACAGUGACAUGAGAGUGAGCCUUACUCUUAAACCCAACAGCAGACCAGACUUUGGUUUCCAGACUCAUUGGGACUCCACAGGGGCGAGAGUCAAAUUCAUUCAAGCCGGCAGUCCGGCGGAGCUCUGCCAGCUGUGUGUGGACGAUGAGAUUGUGGCUGUUAACGGAGUCGCCGUGGCACACAUGAACUACAGCCAGUGGAAGGAUAAAAUGACAUCAUCCCUGCAAACCGGCAGCCUGACCAUGGACAUUCGGCGAUACGGCAACAAGGAUUGGAGCACCGGUGAAGGGAGUCACUACAGCCAGCCAGGCCAGAGCAGGGUGACCCUCAAUCUGACUUCGGCAGCACCUGUUCUGAUAGGUUGCCCUGAUCUCCAGGCCAGCAGCGGUGGCUCUGUCGAAACCGCAGACAGGAAAGUGUCCAAAUUCAGUGGGCAGACAGACCAUGUUUUACAAGGUAAAGUCAUGCAUGGAGAGCCUGCUGACAACCACAAGGCAGCCGCAAGUAAAGAUUUUAAUGUUAGCACGAAAAAUCAGAAAAGGAGGGAAGAGUUUUUCAAUCAGAAAGGAGGUUCAGAAUCUGCGAUAUCUGAUCUCCAGGUGCCAUCCCUCAGCCCCUCCUCAUCCAGCUGGUCGUGGGACCGCGAGGAGGAUCGAAGGCGUCAGGAGAAGUGGCAGGAAGAGCAGGAGCGCCUCCUGCAGGAGCAGUAUCAGCGGGAUCAGGAGAGGCUUGAAUCUGAGUGGAAGAGGGCACAGCAAGAUGCAAAGGAGGACUUCUACAGGGAGUCAGGGCCGAGCACAUUUAAGACGACCAACGGUGGUGAGAGCCCUGCCAGCAGCCGGCUCCGUGUGAAUGGAUUGACAAACAAAACCAGAGAAGAAGAGCAGAGAUCUGACAGAGAAGAGCUGAAAGAAGUCGGAUCAAAACCUCAAAGUAAUUCUCAAGGAGAGCAGCAUGACAAGAUUUCUGAACAAGCCUGGGCUGAGGACUCCUGUGGCUUUGCUCAGUUGUCUCCUGCACACAGGGCGAAGUCCUUGUCUACCCCAGCAUUAGCCGGCCCCCACAAACAGAUGAGAGAUGAUGAGAGGACAAGAAAAGGACAGUCUGUGUCAAGGGUUGAGAAAGACAGGCAGCAGAUUUUGGAGGAGAUGAAGAAAAGGACUCAGCUUCUGACUGACAACAGCUGGAUACGUCAGCGCAGCAGCAGCUUCUACAAGGAGCCGAUCUACGUCGGGGUUCCUAUGAAGAGGUACGAGUCUAUGGACGACCUGGACACUUUGCGUCAGUCCCCGACUUUGACUGCUACUUUCAGUUACCCUCGUCCCCACUCUGCUGCUGCAGGUUACAGUGCUCCCAGUAGGAACUCUUCCUCCCGCUACAGCACUGGAUCCAUGUUAUCCCAGAGAAAUACUUUUGACUCCUCUCAUCUGGGCAGGAUGGUCAGUGGCAGGAGGAGUUGCUGUGUGUGUGAGCGUGUCCUGGGUAGUGGGGCAGCCAUGGUCGUAGAGGCCCUUAGUCUCUGCUUCCACCUCGCCUGUUUCCAGUGUGUGGGCUGCCACCGACAUCUCGGAGGAACUGAAAAAGGAGUCCAGGUUCGAGUCCGAAACGGGAAGCCCUACUGUGAGCCCUGCUACUUCCAACUCAAGUCCGCUGGUGCUCCCUCCAUGUGACCAACAGACUGUACUUCAGAUCACAGAGGAAACAGCCCAAUCACUGGAAACUCCUGUUGGAUAAAACUACAAUAUGAUGCGAUAUAAUAUCUUGUAAACCUGUGGAUCCAUAUGCAAAGUAGACUCUUAAUGGCUGUUUUUUUUAAUGAAAUAUGGUACUAGGGUUUGUCUGUCCCCUUUUCUGCUAAUUUGUUUCCAAUAAAAUGUAGAUUUAAUAUAUGAAAUAAAGUAAUUAUGGGGAUUAUUAGUGUUUGUUUAAUGAUUUUAUUUUAAUGUUAGUGUUGCUAUUUGUCAUAUGCUUGUGUUCAUAUAUGAUAUUUGUCCAAUAGCAUAUUAAAGAUAUCGGAUCUUUCUUGUUGAUGUAACCCAUGUGGCACAUUUUAAUUUGUACUGAAGCACUUUCUGUUCUGUUGUAAUCUCACCAAGUGCACUUUGGGAUAAAUCAGUGGUAAAUAUAAAGCUUGUAUUUCUCUUGUGAAAAUGGGUAAUCUUAACUGAAAUGUUUUCGUAAAUAAAGUGCACUGAACAUCA